Schizosaccharomyces osmophilus is the source of this 1092-nucleotide messenger RNA. It is a transcript of the gene map3, whose product is annotated as pheromone M-factor receptor Map3. Lineage: Eukaryota; Fungi; Ascomycota; Schizosaccharomycetes; Schizosaccharomycetales; Schizosaccharomycetaceae. The transcript has a single exon. Gene Ontology annotation, biological process: G protein-coupled receptor signaling pathway. Gene Ontology annotation, molecular function: mating-type factor pheromone receptor activity. The record is from RefSeq and is a predicted model, not a curated record. Gene Ontology annotation, cellular component: membrane. The coding region runs from base 1 to 1092 and encodes 363 amino acids.
AUGCUUCCCAUCGCUAUUUUUUAUCAAGUUUAUGCCUAUCUCAGUCUUGUGCUCUCUGCGCAAGUCUUUUACAUGCAGAUGCGUGCUCGCAACCUGCCCUGCUUGCUCUUGUUGUUUUGGGUUUGCAUCUGCACAUUCAUCUAUGUUGUACAGUCUGCCAUCUGGCAUCAGACAUCGGAGCCAAAAUGGUUGGGCUAUGGUUUUUGCGACAUCACUUCUCGAAUCAUUACUUGUGCCAGCAUUGGUGUUCCAGCGGCAGCAUUCACUUUGGUUCUCUACCUCGACAAAGUCAUUCGCAGUGAUAGUCCUUUAAAACCAUUCCAAAAUUGGAUCUUUCAAAUCUUACUAUCUCUUGUGUAUCCUUUAGUUACUAUGCUCCUUAUGAUUCCCAUGGAGAGCAACCGAUAUGUAGUCAUCUGCAUGAAUGGUUGUAUGCCUGCCUUUUACCAGACAGUGUACACCUUGAUCAUCUUUUAUCUUCCCCCUUGCCUACUUUCCCUCGGUGGUUUGUUCUUCGUCUCUAGAAUCCUCUACUACUACUGGCAUCGCCAAAAGGAACUUCAACAGUUCUUCCAACGCGACUCACAACUUACUUCCAAACGCUUUCUCCGUCUUCUCCUUUUGGAUGCCGUUUUCUUCCUCGGUUACUUUCCACUCACGAUUUACCUUCUCAUUUCUAACUGUAAAGGACAUAAAUUCAUGGCUGUUGAUCGUUAUUUUAUAUCCCUUUGGCACCAGGUUCCUGUCUACUUCUUCCCAGCAACUUCUAUUUUCUUGAAUAACUGGAUUCCUCCCACAGUUCUCAUUGUCAUGUCUAUCUUUUUCAUCACAAGCGGUAAAUGGACUGAUUAUGUCGCCAUGUUCUUGUGGAGUUUGGUCGUUCGUUGCCCCUUCAUCAAAAAUACUAGCUUGGGUCGUCAUGCCCAAUUCAAGUUGGAUAGCGAAAAGAGUGCCGAAACUACUCUUGCUGAGAGGACCAUCGAUUCUGGCGAUCUAAAAGAGAAAUGCCUUAUUUUAGAGAGACAAUGGAGCAAAUUGUCGGUUCCAAGCGACGACUCGAGCGAAUCCCAAACUUCCACCAAAUAUGUCUAA